AUGCACACGGGAACUAUCUUCGUCCUAACUGGCCUCGCCAGCUCAGCUGCUGCUGCAACUGUCCAUGGCGCUCUGGUCUUCACCCGCCAUGGCGAUCGCACCACCAAGUGGUACAAAGCCCAGGCUCUCACAAGUCUUGGUGCCGAGCAAAAUCGCCAAGUUGGCGGCGGAUACCGUGAACGGUACUUGUCCUCAUCCUCACCAGACCGGAUCCUCGGCAUCUCCCAGGACAAAUAUGUCUCUUCACAAGUCUUUGCCACCGCUCCCGACCAGGGCAUCCUCAUGAACACGGCCACGGCCUUCCUCCAAGGCUUUUAUCCUCCACUGGGAGAUAUUGCGCCUGAGAUAGCCUCCCAAACCCUCAACAAUGGCACCAACAGCACCGCUCCCCUCGACGGCUACCAGUACGUUAUUCUCCACGGCAUCAACGACAACUCCCCCGACACCAUCUGGAUCAAGGGCGAUGACGAGUGUCCCGCAUACACCAAUUCGUCCAAGAAAUUCACCAAGAGCACGGAAUUCCGUCAGCGAGACACCUCCACCCGUGACUUCUACGCCGGCUUCUACGACGUCCUGUCCAGCGGCGUGUACAACCUCAAGAAAGAGGAUAUGACCUACGCACACGCCUUUGACAUCUUUGACCUCGUAAACGUAGCGCGCAUCCACAAUGCCACAUCACCGGCACGCAACGUCUCUGACACAAAUCUCGACCAACUUCGCACUCUCGCCGACUCUGCCGAACUGGGCCUCAACUACAACGCCUCAGAAACCAUUCGAUCCGUCGGUGCGCAGACCCUUUCCGGCGUCGUGUUGCGACAACUCAACACCACGGUGUCGUCACGCGGCAAGGCUCCCAAGUUCUCCCUCCUGGCAGGUAGCUAUGACACGUUUUUGGCAUUCUUUGGUCUCACCGGCCUGCUUGACGUAUCGCCCGACUUUCACGGCCUGCCCGAAUACGCAUCCAGCAUGGCGUUUGAGCUGUUCACCGAAGACAACGCAGACAUGUUCCCUUCGAGCGUCGACUCCAACCUCCGUGUGCGGUGGCUGUUUCGCAACGGCACAGCAGGAAACUUGACGGGCUUUCCGCUCUUUGGAUCGGGGGAAAUGUCGCUCCCGUGGCCGCGGUUCGUGAGCGAGAUGCAGAAGCGGGCUAUAGUGGAUGUGGGCGACUGGUGCACGAAAUGCUCUUCAAAAGCUGACUUUUGCGCUGCUUACGGAGACAAUGUCGGUGCCAAGGACAAUGAGAAGAGUGACGGGGGCAGCAGUGGUGGAAUGUCGAACGCUGUGGCCGGCGUGGUUGGUGCCAUGGUGACGCUGGGUGUGGUGGCUAUUGUCGGUGCUGUUGCUUUCGUCUUGCUCAGGAGAAAGACAGCUGCGAAAACGUCCGCCGACAAGACUAGCGUGCGAAGUGGGAGCACCGAUGAGAGGGAGAAUAAGGUGUAA
This is a messenger RNA of Pochonia chlamydosporia 170, 1443 nucleotides long. RefSeq names its product histidine acid phosphatase. The transcript is spliced from 2 exons. Gene Ontology annotation, biological process: dephosphorylation. The record is from RefSeq and is a predicted model, not a curated record. Gene Ontology annotation, molecular function: phosphatase activity. Lineage: Eukaryota; Fungi; Ascomycota; Sordariomycetes; Hypocreales; Clavicipitaceae. The coding region runs from base 1 to 1443 and encodes 480 amino acids.